Molecule: messenger RNA, 3534 nt
Organism: Penicillium verhagenii
Lineage: Eukaryota; Fungi; Ascomycota; Eurotiomycetes; Eurotiales; Aspergillaceae
Exons: 2
Coding region: 1-3534 (1177 amino acids)
Biological process (GO): chromatin remodeling
Cellular component (GO): cytoplasm
Source: RefSeq, a predicted model, not a curated record
AUGUCGAUCAUGAAUGACGAUCAGCGACAGCAGUCGUUCAAACGGUUGCGUGAACCAUGUGUGGAGCUACACUCAGUUGGCACAGCCUUCCGAGGCAAAACCGCCUCUGCUGAAGAUGUGACUCGGGCCCUUGAACCAUUUCACUCGACCUUAAAAGAACUUGCGGAGCAGAAUAAACUGGACGCUAAGCUUGCUGAAUAUGCCUUUUUCCCUCUCACUCAUAUCUUCAAUGAUACACAGCGGGUGCCGACACGGUGCCUUGAGCAAACAGUGCAAUGCUUACAGAUCCUGGUUACAGCCGGUUGGGGUCGAAAGAUACCGCCGUCACUGGGCAAGGAAUUCAUCAUUUUUCUGACAUUGUUGGUGGGAGGAUCACCUUCCAAGGUUGGACAACAACCGUCGAAGAAAGCAACAGAGGAGCUCUCGAUAGCUGGGUUUGAGUGUUUGCAGAUGAUUUUCAACGUCCUGGAAGGCCCAGGUGCGGACGACGAGAUCUACCACAAAAUUGGCAGCGCAACGGUAGUCGAUCAAACCGUUUAUGUUCUAUUGGAUGGAAUUGCGGAUGAGAGAUCAGACGAUGUCUGCGUUGCGGCUGCCAGAGCUUUGCAUGCCCUUUAUCUGCGAAUUACAGACCGUGUGGUAUUGGCAAGCAUCAUGCCAAGAACUAUUUCUACGCUAGCCAAAGUGGUCAAGCCUACAACCCAGACUCGCCGGUCAUACAAGUUGCUAGACAUAUGCUUACAGAUCUCGAACAAUAUCUUGCAAGCGGUACUAAAUGACCGCGUAAUCGCUCAAACAGAGAAGGCCACACCUUUACAGCUCGAAACGGACAAAUUGACGCUUGACCAGUCUUGGCUGAAAGCAACAACUACGCAAAUCAAGCUAGCAUUGGUUAAUCUGAUUCAGGUCCGGCGUCAUCAACGACCAGAAGUUCAGGAUGCAAUGCUGAAGCUCUGUGUCAUGGUGAUAGAGGAGUGCCAAGUCAGUCUUAAGGAUGCCGUUCCUUUGAUGGUUGACACAGUCGUGGUUCUUGCGGAUAAAGAAGACGCAUCGAAUGAGGCUUAUAAUACACUCAUUAAUCUCCUUGCCAAACAUCCCAUCGUGUUGGAUUCUCUCCAGGAGUCGGUUUAUGAAUGGCUCAAGUCAUUUCCCCGGAUAAUGCAAAGCAACGACGAAACGGCCAAGCAGUGGGGAAUUCGGCAGAUCUCAACGGCCUUCCAGGCAUUGUUCGAGGUAAAAUCCAUGUCUGACAUACUGUUAAGCAGCUUGGCAUCUGGUCUUGGUGACAGUAUUGCUGUUGUCGUCAAACUCAGCAAAAGUGAGCCGCAAAUUCUGGCCUCUACUACUCCAGAAAGUUUGAACCUGGAUAUUAUGGGCCCCCGGUCUUUGUCUUUAGAAUUUGGUCCAGUUCUGUUGGAGCAUCAAAGCCAACAACAAACUCUCAGGGACUUGCAAUCUAUGAUAACCAGACUAAACUUAUCCGAAUCCGGGAAUGCGGUGACUCGCUUAAUUGUCAACCGACUGCAAGCUAAAUCGGACGAAACCGUCGUUGGUCCUCUCUGGUUAGCCUUGACGUCCCUUCGCGCGCAAUCAAAAUCCAUGGCUGUCUUUGAUGACUUCCUCGUGGAUGACCUUUCAGACCAAUCUCUGUCUCUGUCUAAGCCUGCGACAAUGAUUGACGAGUUGUAUUACAACUCGUUUCUCAUUUUGAAUGACUUACCAGCCGAUGGUUCUGGUGACUGGCGAACACUGGCCCUUGCCUUAGAGGCAGUUUCUCUUCAAGCCCAACAACUCGGCGAGGCAUUCCGACCAGAGCUCAUGGAUGCUCUGUACCCCACCCUGCAGCUUUUGGCAUCUAAUAACCCAGUUCUUCAGCAACAUUCUAUGACCUGUUUGAAUAUCUUGACCAAGGCUUGCAAUUACCCCGAUACCAGGACUAUGGUUAUCGAAAACGCGGACUAUCUGGUCAACUCGAUUGCUUUGAAGCUUAACACCUUUGAUGUUUCCCCUUACCCACCGCAGGUUCUUUUUAUUAUGGUUAAACUCUGUGGUCCGCAACUCAUCCCGUAUCUGGAUGAUGUGGUCGACUCUAUUUUUGGCAUUGUGGACAUGUAUCACGGUUAUCCAAAGCUAGUGGAAUUGUUAUUCAAGUCUCUGGCGGCCAUUGUUGAAGAAGGAGCAAGAAAUUCAUCGCUCUUGACAAUCGAUAAUGGCCGUGAAAGUGGACCUCGCCAUCACCGUAAGAUUCAGCACCAGCAUCUUUCAAUUUCCACCAUUGCCGCGAAUAUUUUAAAAAGGAAAUCCAAGAGUGUCCAGCAUGACGAAGAGGAAGUGGAUGCUGAAGGAAAAAAAUCACACCCUAAGAAACCUUGGUCAGAGACCUACGACAAGCCACCACCAGAACCCCAAACCGUCGAAGAACUACUGAACCAAGCGGAAUCCGACGAGCCACUUCCACCACCCAAAGAACCAGAGGACACUGAGAAGCCACUGAGCAAGACACACGCUCUUCUUUUACACAUUGUCAAAUCUAUCCCAUCCCACCUUUCUUCGCCAUCGCCGUAUCUCCGACGGUCUCUUCUCGCCAUUCUCAUCGACGUUCUUCCCACAUUGUCGCAGAACGAAAACAGCUUCCUACCUCUGAUCAACGAUCUCUGGCCCUCGGUGGCAUCUCGAGUCAUCUUCCCUUCUUCACUUGCAUCCGAAUCCUCCUCAAAUAGCCUCAUAACUCAAGACACCUCAAACUCUAUCCGCCCCGCCAAUCAACCCGAUACCCAGGUUUUCCAAGAAGAAACUUUCGUCAUAAAAACAGCAUGCGAAGCUAUCGAAGCUAUGUGCAAGGGCGCAGGCGACUUCAUGGCCUCUCGCAUCGAACCCGAAUUCCCCCGCUGGGAACGUCUGUACCAACGCGUCUGGACAAAGGUCAAACAAGAAGCUGAAGCAGCAAACAAUCGCCGUGAUCGUCAGCAGCGUCUGGAAAAGCAAGAACAGGCAGGUUCCAACGCUCCAAAGAUGCUGAUCCAAGACAUGGACACCGACAAGGCCUCGACCUCAACCCCAAAAAUCAACUUCGAAUUUACAUCUUCUCUCGCCCUGUCCCCCCUGACAUCCGGAUCUCGAGCCUUCACCCCACACCACACACUGUGGCGAGCUCUAAUCUCCCUCUUCCUCGCCGUCCUCACGCAUGUCCGCCUGCCUCCCGACAUGGGUGAUCGAAUCUGCGAGAUUCUGGGCGCCUGGAUUGCACUUUUCGUCGGACCGGCAUACUACUUCCAUUCUUCUCGGAAUUCGGAUCCUGCGGCUCCUGGGCUUGCGGGGCUGGACGAUGCGCAGAAGAGUAUGCUUGACUCGGUCGAUUAUGUUAUCCGUGCAAUGGAGACAUGGAAUGAGGAUCUGACUUGGUUCAUUUUUCAGCGCCAGCAAAGUCAGUUGCAGCCUCCUGCUUCUAGACAGCUCGUGUCCCAACAUGAAGUGGAGGAGAUGAACGUGGAGAUUGAUGGGGUGGUACUUGCGUUUGCGAAGCAUGCGUUUUAG